UUUCUUGCCUUUUAAAAUUUAGUGGAUUGGGGCUAAUACUUCCUGUGGCUUCUUCAGGACAAUACAUUAUAGGUAAUUCCUGACCCAGCAUUCACUCUUCUCUGCAUUAUCCUGAAGACAGAUGAAUAUGUUCAACAACCAUCUCUUUCUGUCCUACUGGACUACCAUAAGCCUUUUCAAUCUACUAGCAGCUUGGACAGCUGCUGAAGAUGUCACAAACAGCACUUUAAACCACACUGACAUGCUCUUAGGAUCUGUGCCUGUGGUCAUCUACAGAGUCGAUCACAUUACAGUGAAAGAAGGUUACAGUGCCUUGAUUGACUGCAACAUUCAGGGUCAUCCUGGGCCAGAGUAUGAGUGGUACAGCUCCAAUGGCCAUUUGCUGAAAGAAGAUGAGGAUGGAGCAAGAAAAUGGAUUCUUGACAAUGGUCAACUAAACAUCACUAGUGUAUCAUUUGAUGAUCGAGGAAAAUAUACUUGUGUUGCUUCUAACAUCUAUGGCCGAGUAAAUAACACCGUUACUCUAAGGGUUGUCUUCACUUCUGGUGAUAUGGGGAUCUACUACAUGAUUGUAUGCCUUGUAGCUUUUACUGUUGUUUUGAUCUUAAACAUUACAAGGCUGUGCAUGAUGAGCAGCCACCUGAAGAAGACUGAGAAAGCCAUCAAUGAAUUCUUCCGAACAGAAGGAGCAGAGAAAUUGCAAAAAGCUUUUGAAAUUGCUAAACGCAUCCCAAUUAUCACCUCAGCAAAAACUCUUGAGCUUGCUAAAGUAACACAGUUCAAGACCAUGGAGUUUGCCCGCUAUAUUGAGGAACUGGCAAGGAGUGUUCCACUGCCACCUCUCAUCAUGAACUGUAGAACAAUAAUGGAAGAAAUCAUGGAGGUGGUGGGACUUGAGGAACAGGGGCACAACUUUGUAAGGCAUUCGGCUGUAGGACAGGAGACCACUGACACAGAGGAAAUGUACGUGAUUCCUAGUGCCCUGAAGCGUAGAGGCUCUCUCACUGCUGAGUCCGAUGCAUCUUCUCUCCAUGAACCGCCACUCAAGAUUGCAAUCAAAGUGUCUAUUCACCAGUUAACUAAAAAGGACUGUAUGGAUGACCAGUCACAAGACAGUAUCCAAUUAGAAAUUAAAGAAGAGAGGGAAGAAGAUGAGAUUGUCCAAAGACCAGCACAGGCACUUGAUCCAGUCUCAGACACUGAGCCUCCUGUAGAACCAAAUCCUACUGACACAGCUCUGCGAAGUGACAAGGAUGCUUGUGUUAUUUAUGAAAGCCAUGUAUGAUAGGGUUCCCCCCCACCCCCACAGAUCUAUGCAUAGCAAGAAAUCAGGUGGAGCACUCUUU
Heteronotia binoei (common prickly gecko) is the source of this 1346-nucleotide messenger RNA. It is a transcript of the gene MFAP3L, whose product is annotated as microfibril associated protein 3 like. NCBI's taxonomy places the organism in Eukaryota, Metazoa, Chordata, Lepidosauria, Squamata, Gekkonidae. The transcript has 2 exons. The record is from RefSeq and is a predicted model, not a curated record. Bases 122 to 1285 code for a protein of 387 amino acids.